This is a messenger RNA of Drosophila albomicans, 2066 nucleotides long. Its product is annotated as probable E3 ubiquitin-protein ligase bre1. Lineage: Eukaryota; Metazoa; Arthropoda; Insecta; Diptera; Drosophilidae. The transcript has 5 exons. The record is from RefSeq and is a predicted model, not a curated record. The coding region runs from base 167 to 1837 and encodes 556 amino acids.
AUAUUAUGUAAAUAAUUUUAUUCGUGAUUAUGUAUUAACGGUCAGCGCUUUAAACUUGGCCAAAAUGCUAAUGACUCUGUGCUAAAUAUAUGCGGCGCAUCUCUCAAGACGUUUAACGAUUUCAAGCCGCGUUGCGUUGCGUUGCGCGUCGUCGUUGCCAACAACAAUGUUGGAGGAAGACAACGCCUCCCUGAAGAAGGCCUCAAUCACGGCCACAGUCUCCACAGCCGCUUCCCUCUUCGAGAACUCCAGCAAAUGUCAACCCAAUGAUAAUGAUGAUGACUUGAAUGUUGAUUGCGAUUCAUAUGGCUCAAUGGAAACACUUUCCGACACCGUCUCCAUAACAAUCGAUGGUGAAAAACAUUGGGUCUCAGGUGUGGAUUCAUCGACCACCUGUGCUGAUCUGAUUUGUGCACUGCUUCAGUAUCAGGAUCUCGAGGAGAAGCAUGGAAGUUCGAGUACGAAAGCGAUUGGCAAAUCAAACAACCAAAUUACCAUCCAAACCAAAGAGGAGGACGACCAACAGGCGACCAACUUUAGCAAGAGUCUAGUAAAGAAGAACUCGCAUGAAUACGUGAUUGUCAAGCAAUUGAGAAACUGUCAUUUCGAGGAAUAUUUGGAUGGCAGCACUCGUCUGCUUGACGUCAUUCCACUGCGAGAUAAUUUCGGCAAGAAACUGUGCGAGCUUCAGCUGCGAAAUCUAGCGAGAACAACACCUGCUCUGACAGCGGCGAGAGUCAACAACCAGAACCAUAACCAUAACCAGCUGUUCUCGAUGCUGUCCAUGUCAACCGAUAAGGACAGCGGCAUGGGCAGUCCCGUGGGCAGUUCCCGAAGUGAACGAUUCCGCAGACGGCGGGGCAAGCAGAGAGCUUCCAUUGCGGCUGCUGCUGCUGCUGCCACAAAGUCGGUGGCACAAAUGGCACUGCAGAGGGCAGCUGGCGAUCAACAACCAAAGCGAAGCAAGCAACAGCAGCAACAACAACAGCAACUACAACAACAACAAUCGGAACAACAGCAGGCAGAAGGAGAGCAAGAGGAAGAGGAGAAGGAACAUUGCAAUGGAAAUCCAAACGAACGUCUUAUGAAUAUUAUAUUGGCUCAAGACGAGACAAUCCAUAGGCAAAUGUGCCUGCUAAAUGAAAAGGAACAACAGAUCUUGAAGAUUGAGGAGGAAAAACAUCGGGUGAGGGAACGAGAACUGGGCAAAAACUAUUUACUAGAUGCCUACUUGAAGACGAUAGACAAACCAGCCGAGGCAGGCGAUGAGCAACGACACAGAAUACCGCAAUUUCCCACAGUUGACUCAAACCUUUCAGAUGACAUGCAAAUCUAUUGGCUCGAAAAGGUUUACACACUCAACAAGCAACUGCAACGCGAGGAGGAGCAACUGCUGCGACUGCAUGCGAAAGUGCGGAAGCAACAGGUGCGCUACGCUUACCACACGAAGGGAGAAGUGUUGCAACAGAUCGAUCGACUCGAUGGCGAGCUGGCCGUGCAGGUGGCAGACAUCUAUCGCGUGGAACGACAACUGUUGAUGGCCAAUGAGCAGUUGAAGGCCAAAUUGGGCGUCUUGGAAUGUUUGGGACGUGAGUUUGAAGUGUUGCCGCACGUGAACGAGAGUCCAGACCUUGCCCCCAGUUGCCACGCGAACGUGCAACAGCUACGCGAAACGAUUCGCAAACAAGAUCCACAGCAAAUCGAGAAGAAUUGCAAUGUGCGGCAGCUAACGGAUGCCAAAAUGCUCAAAAAGCAAUUCUUUGGCGUUGUUGACAACCCUGAAACAUCGUUAUAUGCCACCGAUCUGGAUAUCGAGCAUCUGGGCACACUUGUUUAGUUAUAAACGCAUCUUGUAUACCUGCUUUAAGCUUAAGUUCAAUCUGUAUAUAUAUAUAUAUAUCGACAUGUAUUCAUAUUCAUAUUCGUAUUCACAUUAUCACAACUUGAAGAGAUUCUCAAUAAUUUUACCAAAAUGUUACAAACUAACCAAAUGUUGAUCAUGUAUGUCAAACAUAUGAAUCUUGAGAUUAAAAAUACAAAAUACAAAAUAAAAUAAAGUAGUUCAG